UAAAACGCGUCUCUCCUUCCGAGCAUCAGUCCAACCGUCGUUUUUUUCACAUUUAUCCCCAAUGAAGUGCUGUGUUUAAUUAUUAUUAUUUUCAAAUUCAGCAGUGACGAGUGUUACAAUCAUGACAAUACUCAAUGAUUAAUGUGAAUAAAGUGUGGGAUCUGUGAUCCCAAUUUUAUCCGAAUUUAUAUACCGAUUUAAUGCCAAGUUUCAAAUCCGGUUUUACGCGAGUGAUUGAUAAAUAUCCGUCGAGAUAGAGUCCUGAGUGGCGUUACCUGUGGGAUAUAAAUAAUUGAAUAUUGAAAUUGGAGAAAAAUGGUGAUUUUUUUAAAUGGAGGGAUGAAAAAUCGAGGAUGGGCCUGGGCGAGGCCUGUGGGGACUCUCGCAUUGUUCAUUCUACUCACUGGAACUCUUGGUGAAACAACGAAGCUGAGACACUUCAGGCACUUGGAUACACGACCCCAGCACUUCAGUGUAGACGAAUCAUUGACGCGGGAUGAUAAACACAACCACAAACCCGUUUUUUCGGAUUGUUCGGUUUAUGCACCGGUGGUCAAGGAAGAGGAACCAGCAGGAACCAUGGUCAUUCAGGUUCACGCAGAGGAUAGAGAUCCACCUGACGAAGGAGGAACAAUAACUUAUAGCUUUGUGACUGCACCCGGUGAAAAGCUCAAAUUCGAGAUAAACAAUGUAACCGGUCUCAUAAAAACGACGCAGAUGCUCGACAGAGAUGAGCCGGCACGUGAAAAAGAGGCGUAUUUAACAGUUUUAGCCACCGACAAUGGACGUCCACAAUUGGAUGACGUUUGCACCUUCAAAGUCACCAUUGAAGAUGUCAAUGACAAUUCACCAGUAUUCGACAAAGUAGUUUACACAGAAUCAGUACCACAGGAUUUACGAAUUGAUCAUGAAGUUAUGAGGGUAUCAGCAACGGAUAUAGACGAUGGGAAUAAUUCGGUGGUACGUUACAGUAUCUCGUCGAAACGCCCAGAAGACAGUGGAUAUUUCCGAAUAGAUGAGAAGACCGGUGUUAUAUUCUUGAACCAAACGAUCGACAGAGAUCCAGAGUACAAAUUUCGUUUGGUGGCUAGAGCCGAGGAUUUGGGGAGAGAGCCACGUGGAAAUGACAUAGAUUUGGACAUUCGAGUUGUCGAAUCUCACAAGAAAGCGCCAGCAUUUUUGCCACGGUCGUUGGAGCCCAUUCGUAUACGUGAAAACUUUAGUGACUUUGAUGCAACGAUUGUACGUCUGGAGGGAGUUUCAAACAUAAACGACAGUCCAGAUUUACUAUUUGAACUUUUGCCUGGUAGAACUGAACAAACAAACAAGGGUAAUACCUUCAGAUUGGAGUCAUCAAAGAAUACAGCGGACAUAAAGCUCGCUCAGCAUUUGGAUUAUGAAAGUAAUACCGAGUACACAUUGAUUGUUCGUGUACAAAAUAAGUACAAUUUAGCUGCUGAAACUCUCGUUAACAUCGAAGUGCUUGAUGUUAAUGAUAAUAUACCAGUAUUUCGUGAAAUGAAGAAAGGCAGUGUUCUCGAGAAUGAGCCGGCUGGUGUGCCUGUUAUGCAAGUACGUGCCAUUGAUGCCGAUGGUACAUCAGAGCACAAUCAGGUCACUUACUAUCUCAAUAAUUUUCAAGAAUACUUUGCCAUUGACAAGGACACUGGCAAUAUAACCACCAAGACUGUAUUCGAUAGAGAGACUGAGGACACGUAUAAUGUCAAAGUAAUAGCAGUCGAUAAUUCACCGAGUGCACUGUUUAAAACUGGUGAGCACAACAAAGGUGAGCAAGAUUUUAGAAUUGAAAUUGCUGAUAAGAAUGACAAUCCACCUCGCUUCACUCAACCAGUUUACACAGCCAAUGCUAUACUUGAGAAUGCCAACAUAAAUGCUCUAGUUACUGAAGUUAAAGCAUUGGAUCAGGACACUGCCAGUCCCGUUAUAUACAGCAUUAUUUCUGGUGAUCCUGAUGGUAGUUUCUACAUCGAGGGUACAACUGGUAAAAUACGCGUUGCACGACCCCUUGAUUACGAGAAAAUAACAGAGUACAAUUUAACUGUUCGUGCGUUCGACGGAGUUUACGACGACGAGGCUAUGGUUAAGAUAUUCAUUGAAAAUGUUAAUGAUAAUCCACCGGUUUUCGAGGAAUUCGAUAUAUAUCCAACGAUCGAGGAGGAGAAACUCGUUGACGGAUGCAUAACAACAGUUAAAGCCUACGAUCCCGAUAUUAAAGACAGAAAUGCUGAUCAGCGUAUUGCCUACUUUAUCGUAAAAGAGGAUCAAAAACCGCUGAUUGGCAUCGAUAAAUCUGGCUGUAUGACACUGAAGAAGCCACUGGACAGAGAUCCACCAAAUGGAUAUCCAAUGUGGUCAGUAAUUGUUCUGGCAAUGGACGAUGAUGGCUCACCAAAGGCACUCCAUGGACACGUCACCAUCAAUAUAACCCUCAUCGAUAUAAACGACAAUGCCCCAUUUUUGGACAUGCAACAGCCAGUAGUGUGGUAUGAAAACAAACAUGCUGGUAAUAUAACAAGACUGAAAGCCAGAGACUGGGACUCGGACGAUAAUGGUCCGCCCUUCAAAUUCAGCAUUGAUCUCAAAACUGCUGACGAAGCGAUAACAAGUAAAUUUGCCAUUAUUGGUGACGAUCUGCGAGCUAAAGUGAUGUUCGAUCGUGAGGAAAGAAAAAGUUAUAAUAUACCAAUUGCUAUAAGUGACAGUGGAUUGCCCACCAUGACUGGCACAUCGACACUGACUGUUGUUAUUGGUGAUGACAAUGACAAUGCCAUGAGAGAGGGAGCGAGCUCGAUAUUCGUUUACAAUUACAAGGGGGAAGCACCGGACACUGAAAUUGGUAGAGUUUAUGUCAAUGAUCCUGAUGAUUGGGAUUUACCUGAUAAAACAUUCAACUGGUACGACCAGAGUCAUCCUGGUUUUCGAUUGAAUCCGAGCAAUGGUAUGAUAACACUUUUAUCAGGCAUCGAGAGUGGCACAUUUGUACUUAGAUUCAAGGUAACUGAGGAGAGUUUAAUGGUACCGUAUCACGAUGUCGAGGCUUUCGUCAAUGUUACAGUCAAAGAGAUACCCGAAGAGGCUGUCGUCAAAUCUGGAUCAAUAAGACUCUUUGGAAUCACCGCUGAAGAGUUUGUCACCCCUAAUGACGCUGGUAUCAGUAAAAAGGAUAUAUUCCAGGAGAGAUUUGCCACAUUGUUGAACAACACUAUUGAGAAUGUCGAUGUAUUCACCGUACUUCACUCACCCCAUCACAAUAAUAAGAGUUUACUGGACGUUAGAUUUUCAGCUCAUGGAAGCCCUUAUUAUGCACCAGAAAAAUUAAAUACCAUCGUUGCUCAGAAUUCCAAGGAACUCUCCCAAGAGUUGGGAAUUGAAAUAAUGCUCAUUAAUAUUGAUGAGUGCCUGUUUGAAAGAAGUCGCUGCAAUGAUUCGUGCCGCAGUGAUUUGAACAUUGGUACAGUGCCAUAUGCUGUGUAUACAAAUACAAGUUCAUUCGUUGGAGUACGCGCUGUUGUAGAUUCAACGUGUAUGUGCCACGUGGCUGAGCCAAUAAUGUGCCUCAACGGUGGAACACCACUGCUCGACCGCUGUGAGUGCCCUCCAGGACUAGAGGGUCCACGCUGUGAAUUACUUGGAAUUGGAUUCCAUGGUGAUGGAUGGGCUGUUAUGCCACCACCUGGACAGGCGUGUGAUGACUCUCACGUGGGGCUUGAAUUAAUGCCAUACGUUGAUGAUGGUCUUGUAUUUUAUUUUGGCCCAAUGAGUUACAGUAAAUUGCUCGGUGUACAAGAUUUUAUGGCACUGGAAAUACGAAAUGGGUUUGCUGUGCUUCAUGUUGAUUAUGGCAGUGGUACAGUGUCACUAGAUCAGAAAAAAAUUAAAUUAACGGAUGGUAAGAGUCACAGAGUUGACGUUUACUGGACAAAAACGACUAUCGAAAUGAAAGUGGAUAAUUGUGGAAUAUCCGCGUGCAUGCUGUUGACAGCACCAGUUGGGCCUAAUGAAUUUUUGAAUGUCAAUAGUCCAUUGCAGAUUGGGGGUACGUUCACCGAUUUAAAGGAGAUGGCACGUCUCUUUGGGUGGGCUUAUAAUCCUGUCGGUAAAGGGUUCUCUGGGUGUAUUAGGAAUAUGACAAUCAAUAGUAAUACGUAUAAUCUUGGUAUGCCAGCAUUAUCGAAAAACGCUGAUCCAGGCUGUGAUCGUGGCACCGCUAAGGCAGUCUCAUUUGGAAUUGAUUCCAAUUUUCUUGUUGCUAUAUUAGUUUGUGUUGCUAUUCUGCUGAUAUUGCUGCUAGCGGUUGUUGUACAUAGGAGAAAGCGCGAUGAUUUGUACAAGGAUAUGGAUGACAUCAGGGAAAAUAUCAUUAAUUAUGAGGACGAGGGAGGUGGUGAGGUUGAUACGGGGUACGAUUUGAAUGUUUUAAGGCGGAUUUAUGAUGCACCACCUAUUGACUCGAAAAUUGCACCAUCUGCACAUCAAGGACGAGCGCCUGAUGAAGUGCCAGAUAUUUGUGGAUUUUUGGACAGCAAAAAGGAGAGCUGUGACAAAGAUCCUGACACUAAUCCUUUUGAUGAUGUCAGGCAUUAUGCAUAUGAGGGAGAGGGUAACUCCGAUGGAUCUCUGUCGUCAUUAGCAUCUUGUACCGAUGAUGGAGACUUGAAGUUCAAUUAUCUCUCGAACUUCGGCCCGAGGUUUAGAAAAUUAGCGGAUAUGUACGGUGAAGAGCCGAGUGACGAAGAAAGCGAUGGUGUUGAAGAGCGUGAAAGUGAAAGUUGGUGUUAAUGCGCUGUCUCUCGGGUGUAUGAAUAUUGCAAGGACUACAGAUGAACUGUUUCACAUUAUGAUAGAACAUAAUUUUAAUUAUGAACAAUUGUAAGUAGACAAAAUGUCGAACUUACUUGUACUUAAGCGCAGCUAAUUACAGGCUGAUGGCCUAAAAAGUUAUUUUGAAAAAAGGACAAGACGAUGUGUUAAAAGUGAAAUACCAUAAUCGGAUUUGACUUUCGUAACGCCAAAGAACGAGACCGCAUCCAGGAUGGCUCCAGAGAAUGGAGGAUAGACGUGAUAUGAUAUUUACAGAAGUCUCUGAGAAUAAACGAUUCGUCGCAAUGAUUCUGAAUGGUUUUCUCUGGCAAAAGGUCACUGUAAAUAAUUUAUUCGCAUAAUUUUAGCAGUGAGCUAUUAACAAUGAGCCGGAGUCAUACGGAAAAACGAUGAAAAUAUAAAUUUGAACAGCGGAUCAAUACAUAUCAUAUUUAAAGUGACACGUUAAUUAAGUUAUUGCGACUUGAUAAGUCUCAAUUAUUCAAUUAACUCACCCUCAAACGGAGAAGAAGAUUUGGAAGUGAUUUAGUUUGCUGCAUGAAACCUGAAGUAUUGAGAGCCACCGUGUACGUAUUUUUCUAUUUUGAGAAACAAUUCUUAAUUGAGAAGUUAGAAGGCUAUUGAAAUCAUGCGCCAUUAUAUUGUUUUAGUAGCUUUUUCUUUUUGAUUUUUUAUUAUCCAUCAAAAUGGAAAAAUAACAGACAUUCUGUCCAAUUUUCAUGUCCCAAUUAAGAAUUCCACGGAAACCCUCAAUUUAAAUAUCCACUGACGUUUUUGCACAAAAAUUAAUCCCAUACGUUUUAUCAAGUUACAGCAUCGAGUUAUAAAACUAAUAAUUGUCAGUGAUAGUACAUUAAAUGGAAAAUUGUGUUAUGCAUAACAAUGACUGAAUCGCAUACACAAGAAUAAUCAUAUUAUAUAUAGAUCAUAUAUAUUUCUUUGUUCAUUCGUCAUUUAAAACGAGAGAUAUUUGUUUUCCCCUAUUUUUAUGAAUUUAUCAGUUAACGGAAAUACAGGAUAGUAUUUGACUGAAUUUCAAAAUAAUAUAUCUUUUCUUAGUUUCUUUAAUUCAUCUCGAAAGCGGAGAAUAUCGAUUUAGGGACGUGUGAAUGAAUUAAUGUAAAAAAAAGUGUCAAUACUCUUGAGAGUUGAAUAUGAACUCGAGGCUAUAACAGAAUCAUGUAUUACUUGUGUAAAAAAAAAACGAUUAAAGGAGCAAUUUUUUAGAAUACUAUUGUAUGUGAGUAGACGUAAAACAAUAACGAUAAUGUAUCUCUGGGAGGCGAAGAAAAAUCAAGUCAGA
Messenger RNA from Fopius arisanus, 6145 nucleotides. It is a transcript of the gene shg, whose product is annotated as shotgun. Lineage: Eukaryota; Metazoa; Arthropoda; Insecta; Hymenoptera; Braconidae. The record is from RefSeq and is a predicted model, not a curated record. Gene Ontology annotation, molecular function: calcium ion binding. Gene Ontology annotation, cellular component: cell-cell junction; plasma membrane. Gene Ontology annotation, biological process: homophilic cell-cell adhesion. Bases 316 to 4800 code for a protein of 1494 amino acids. The transcript is spliced from 8 exons.